UCUGACAGUAUAAUGACCAUGUUUCAGACACACCCCCUCACACUAUAAAGGUCCAGAAGCUGUGAGAGGUCACAGAUUUGGGCAUCCAACCACCAGCAAGAGAUUUCGGAGAUUUCAGAUUUUGUGAUUUUCUUGGCAGCCAGUGCGGUAUGGAGAUUAUGUACGGAGCCAUUCUGCUGUUGUUGACUGUGCCUUUGAGUGCUGCCACACCACUGAGACCCCCUCACAGAUGGACCCACAGGGCAACCGCGGACGUUGUCCUCCCCGGGGACAGCCUCCGGGCUUCAGGGCUGGAAAAGACAGAGGACACGCAGGAGCAGCAUGCUCAAUCCCCAAAGAUCAUCCCUUUUCAUUCAGAAGACAAACAUCCAAACCUGGAGACACUGAGACACAGCAUGGCAGUGAGGCGGCGUCAGCGGCGUGCAGCCCAGCGUGGAUGCCAGCUGGGGACAUGCCAGCUUCACAACCUGGCCAACACUUUAUACCACAUCAGGAAAAAGAAUGGAACGGAUGAGUCAAAAAAUGUCAAGGACCCGCAUGGAUUCGGCCGAUAGGGCCAAGAGGAAGGACGGGAUUAUAAGGACUGAGAGGGGCCGUUCCUCUAUGUAUUUACAAAACCUAAUCCUGUAAAUGUUCUGAAUGACUGGUACUUCUUAUGGAUAUAUGCUCAUUAACCACAUGCAAUGGGGCUAAGUUAAUACUGUGUGAAAUGUUUAAUCAAAUAUGUUUUUAAAACACAAAUUCCUCAAUAUUUAAAUGGAUUGUUCAAUAAAUAUUUAAUAAGAACAAC
This is a messenger RNA of Gasterosteus aculeatus aculeatus (three-spined stickleback), 790 nucleotides long. RefSeq lists its product as uncharacterized. The record is from RefSeq and is a predicted model, not a curated record. NCBI's taxonomy places the organism in Eukaryota, Metazoa, Chordata, Actinopteri, Perciformes, Gasterosteidae. Gene Ontology annotation, cellular component: extracellular region. Gene Ontology annotation, molecular function: hormone activity. Gene Ontology annotation, biological process: adenylate cyclase-activating G protein-coupled receptor signaling pathway; positive regulation of heart rate; regulation of systemic arterial blood pressure.